This is a messenger RNA of Achroia grisella, 1227 nucleotides long. Its product is annotated as odorant receptor 46a-like. Gene Ontology annotation, molecular function: olfactory receptor activity; odorant binding. The record is from RefSeq and is a predicted model, not a curated record. Gene Ontology annotation, biological process: detection of chemical stimulus involved in sensory perception of smell; sensory perception of smell. Lineage: Eukaryota; Metazoa; Arthropoda; Insecta; Lepidoptera; Pyralidae. The transcript has 8 exons. The coding region runs from base 1 to 1227 and encodes 408 amino acids. Gene Ontology annotation, cellular component: plasma membrane.
AUGAUGACUAAAUAUUCUGUAUUUGCAGCGUUCGUGCCGCAUUUCAAUGCACUUGCAAGAGUAGGAUAUUUUAAAGUUUUUUCCAAAGAUGAAUCGACUGGGAAGCGAUUACUAUACGAGAUAUAUCGAUUCGCUAUGUGGUUUUUCAUUUUACUCUAUAACCUACAGCAUUUGAUCCGUGUCGUCCAGGUUCGUCACAGCACCGAGCAGAUGGUGGACACGCUGUUCAUAUUACUGACCACCCUCAACUGUUUGGGCAAGCAGAUCGCCUUCAACGCGAGAAGUCGGCGUAUUAAUAAAAUUAUUGAGAUCAUUAAUGAGCCAGCUUUUGCGCCAACAAAUCCUUAUCAUAUGGAAUUGAUGAAGAAAAACGAAGUAUCGAUGUCACGACUAUUGUUGUUGUACCAAAGUGGUGGAUUGGGCUGUGGUCUGCUCUGGACUAUUUUCCCUCUCGUGAACAGAGCGUUAGGCAAAGAAGUUACUUUUACAGGCUAUCUACCUUUUGAUACGAGUGUUUCACAGACUUUUUAUUACGCUUUACUUUAUAUGUCGGUAUUAAUUUCAAUACAAGCUUAUGGCAAUAUUACUAUGGAUUGCACGAUUGUAGCAUUUUACGCACAAGCCAAAGUACAAAUACAGAUGCUUAGAUACAAUCUAGAACAUCUAGUGGACACAGAAGAUUAUAUCAUAAAAAUGGAUGAGGGAAUUAUCAAGAUAUAUAAAGAACAGGAUACUUCCAAAAGCAAUGUAAACGAUAUUAUGUAUAAGACACAAAGACGGUUGGCGAAAUAUGUGAUUCAUUACGAGAAAAUUGCCAGUUUUGUAAAAGAGGUAGAGUCAAUUUUCGGCGAAGCCAUGAUUGUACAAUUCUUUGGAAUGGCGUGGGUGAUAUGUAUGACUGUCUAUAAAAUUGUUAGUUUAAGUUUAUUAUCAGCUGAAUUCGUUUCAAUGGCCAUGUACCUGGGUUGCAUGUUGGGCCAACUUUUUAUUUAUUGCUACUUCGGAACUGAACUUAAAGUAGAGAGUGAAUUCGUAUGCCAGUCAGUUUAUUGUAGCGACUGGUUGUACCUGUCGCCGAGUUACCGUCGAAAACUUCUGGUGUUGAUGAGUUACUGUUCAAGACCACUGAUACUACGCACUGCGUACAUAAUACCCAUGUCGUUGGAUACCUACAUUGCGGUGCUGAAGUCAUCAUACAGUCUCUUCACGUUUCUGAACCGAAAAUAG